Messenger RNA from Coccinella septempunctata (seven-spotted ladybird), 655 nucleotides. Its product is annotated as translocon-associated protein subunit delta-like. Gene Ontology annotation, cellular component: endoplasmic reticulum; endomembrane system; membrane. The coding region runs from base 92 to 598 and encodes 168 amino acids. The transcript has 2 exons. Lineage: Eukaryota; Metazoa; Arthropoda; Insecta; Coleoptera; Coccinellidae. The record is from RefSeq and is a predicted model, not a curated record.
AUACCUGGCAUUUUUGGUGGAGGAACUUUGGUUUUUAUUAGGUUGAAGUUGAGUUGCAAACGGUUGUGUUGGAAUUUUCAAGAACAAAAAGAUGUUUAAGUUUGUAAAUUUUGCAUUCUUUUUCGCCUGUUUGAAUCUGGCUUUCAGUGAAACUUGUAAAAAUCCUGUAAUAACAUCACAUUCAUUCACAACACAGGAUUCUACAUAUCUAACUAACAUCGCUUAUAUUGGUGUCUUUGAGGUGAAAUGCGAAAAUGAUGGCAUUUUGAAAAAUAUUUAUGCCGAUCUCAACGGAAAUAUUGCUCCAGUAUCAACUGUAGAUAAAAAUAAGUUCCAGGUAAGCUGGACUGAAGAUAUUAAAAAAGCUUCUUCGGGAGAUAAAGUUGUUAGAAUUUAUAAUGAAGAUGAUGUGGCUACUUUGAGGAAAGCUCAAAGAUCUGGUGAGGACAUCAAUUCUGUGCCAGCUUUAGGAUCAAUUGUCGUCAACCAUCCUGGUACCUAUAACGGUCCUUUAGUGAACGGUGAAUUUUUAGCUUUAGUAGUGGCUUCAGUCACUGUAUAUUAUGCAAUUGUUUCUAAGUUGCAGAUUACUUGUUAGAUCUCUAUAUUUAUUUUUUCUAUUUUGUUAAAAAUAAAUGAUUUGAUAUAUAAAGUA